AAGAAACAAAUCCUGUGCAUAUUUCUCUCCUGAUUCAGAUUAGAUGACUUUUUCAUUGGAGGAAGCAAUAUUAUGGAUAGAGGACUUUAUUACAUGCAGCUUUUCAGUUCACAAUUGAUGGUUGUGUGCAUUUCUGUGAUGUUUUUAUCAGCUGUUUGGACUCAUUCUGACGGCACCCAUUCACCGCAGAGGAUCCAUUGUUGAGCAGGUGAUGUAAUUUCUCCAUAUCUGUUCUGAUUAAAUAAACUAAUCUUUAUUUUGGAUGGCCUGAGGGUGAGUACAUUUUUAGUUUUGGUUGAACUGUUCCUUUAAAGAAAAACAUGAAACACUUCACCUUCAAACAAUGUGAAAUAGUUAUUAUAGAUCAGUACCAGAAAUUUUAAACCUUUUCACUGUUUACAAAUCCCUUUGUAUGUAACAGCUGCGUCGCAUUAGAGUCAUUUUACUCUGAUGAGUCACUGAAUGUUGGACGAACAUUACUGCAAUGCCCAACAUAGUUGCAUGUGAGUAAAAUAAGAAAAAUCCAUUGUGAAAUAAAAAAAAAAUUUGAUAAAACGUGCUGGACUAAAGCAUAAUAAAACACAAAAUGUGAUUUAUUGUCCUGCCCAAACACCCAAAUCUCUGGUAAUCCAGCAUAUCUUGAUUAAAAACACAAACAUGAUAUGAUAUUUUUCACCCUUUCAUACUAUCUCCUACAUCUGUGUGUUCUCUUUUGUCUGUUGGAAUGAUAUAACAACACAGUUGUUAGCGCAAUAGCCAAUAGUGAGCAGGAGGGGGCUGGUCUGGACCACUCUCCACUCCAUCCUGUCUUUUAAAACUCUGGGAAGUUCACGAAACUAUCAGACUUGAUUUUAAAGGACAAGGGAAACAAAUUAAUCGGUCAAGCCACUCAAGAACUUGCCAAACUUUUUUGGGGUGUGUGUCUUUAAUUUAUUAUUUGUUACCAACAGCUGCCCAUCAGUGGCUCUGGCACUAUGUGGGACUUCACAGUCGUGACUCUGGUGCUGUCUACCAUCUUUGUUGUGUCUCUGGCACAAGGACCCGUCUGGGACAGCUCACAUCUUCGGAGGUUGAACAAAACAGACAGGAACAGAAAGCUGGCUUACAACAGCCUAGUGGAGCCACAGACCACAGGCAUAACCGAGUGGACUUCCUGGUUCAAUAUCGACCAUCCAGGAGGAAACGGUGACUACGAGAGGUUAGAAGCCAUUCGCUUCUACUACCGGGAAAGGGUCUGCUCACGACCUGUAGCCAUCGAGGCCCGUACCACGGACUGGGUUGAAGCUGCGGAUACAGGGGAGGUGGUCCAUUCCAGUCUGGAGAAGGGCUUCUGGUGCAUCAAUAAGGAGCAGCCAUUUGGUCGCAGCUGCUCCAACUACCAUGUGCGAUUCCAGUGUCCACCAGUCCACUCAUACUGGACCGACUGGAGUGAAUGGACGCCUUGCUCUGCCACCGCCUGUAACGAUGUUGGCAUCCAAGUCCGUCAGAGGAAAUGCAUGAGCACGCAACCUCUUCCACUGCUUCUUUCACCCGUCUGUGUGGGACCUCACAUCGAACGGAGAGAGUGUUCAACAACACCAUGUGAAGCUAUGUGGAGCCAAUGGGGUUCAUGGAGUGCUUGCUCGGUCACUUGUGGGAAGGGUCGCAGGACAAGGCGUAGGACAUGUCACAGAUCUUCUACUAAGAUUCAGUGCACAGGACGACCUGUGGAGGUUCAAAAGUGUGGAAAUCCAUGUCCAGUGGCAUGCAAACGUGUCUGUCCUGGGGGACAUCCCAGUAGGGACUGCAGCUACUGUAUCUGUGAUGGACAAACACUAAAUGGGGAGGUCUUCAGUGUUACAGGUGUCCCAGUGCCAAACGCCACAGUGGCUCUGGCUAGCCAAGCCAAGGUCGUUCGUGCCCACACUGACGCCAAGGGUCAGUUCAAGAUUGAUGGACUGUGCACCACCCCACAGACCCGAGUGGUCAUAAUAAAGGACAAAUUUGCACCUGUUACUCUCCCUGUUUCCAACAAUAGCACUGAUGAACUCUGGGUACGGGCCAUCUUGCGCUCGUCAGAAAAGCCAUAUAUUGAGAAGCACCCAGAAGACAAAGUGCGUUACGAGGGACAGCGUGCAACCCUUUGCUGUAGAGCAACAGGAUCACCAAAACCUGAUAAAUAUUACUGGUACCAAAACGGAACAUUACUGAAUCGCACAGUAUACAAGUACGACGAAGAUUUGAUAUUGCGGGACCUGAAACCAGAGCAUUCAGGGCAAUAUCACUGCAAAGCAACUAGUCUGACAGGCAGCAUCAAGUCUGCUUCAGCUGUCCUCACUGUUUUCACUAAAGGAACACCAGCGUGCAACUCAACACCUGAUUACCACCUGAUCAAAUUGCCAUUAGACUGCAAGCAGCCUGAAACAGACUCCAAGUUUUACAAUGCAGGUCGCUGUCCACACAAGAAAUGCCCUGGGGCGCUGGACUUUGACAUGCGCUGCAGGGAUGGAUCUGGCUUCUGCUGUGGGGUCAAGAAAAUGGACGCUAGAGAGAUCAAAUGUGGCCGUUACACCCUACCUAUCAAGGUUGUGAGUGAGUGUGGCUGUCAGACUUGUUUGGAGCCCAAGGUUCUGGUACGGGGGAGAGUGGUGUCAGCAGACAAUGAUGAACCCCUGCGCUUUGGACACAUUUACAUAGGGAAAGAACGGAUUGGUACCACAGGAUAUCAGGGUGGGUUCACAAUCCAGGUUUCUCCAGAUACACAGCGACUUGUGGUAAACUUUGUGGACCCUUCUGAGAAGUUCAUUGACACAAUCAAGGUUUUUAUCUUUGACAAGAGAGGAGGUGCUGUAUAUCAUGACGUAAAAGUGAUGAGAAAGCAGGAACCUAUUGAUAUCAACGCUGCAGAAAGCAAUACCAUUUACCUAGGUGAAAUGAAAGAUGAGGACCCCAUCGGUCAACUGGUAAUACCUCCGAACUCUUUCCAUAAACACACAGGGGAAGUUUACGAAGGGACUGUUAAGGCCAGCGUCACGUUCCUCGACCCGCGCAACAUUACCAUGGCUGCUGCCGCUCCUGGUGAUCUCAACUUUGUAGACAAUGAAGGAGACAUGCUACCUCUCAGGACAUAUGGAAUGUUUUCAGUAGAUUUCAGAGAUGAGGCAAACCAGGAGGUUCUAGGAGCCGGUGCAGUCCAGGUUCUCCUUGAUACGGAGCAUGUAAAAAUGCAGGAGCACAUCCCUACAAUGAAACUCUGGUCCCUGAAUCCCGAUACAGGCAUUUGGGAGGAGGAGAGUAACUUUAAACCCACACAAAACACCAUUGCUGGCAGUGGGAGAAACAAACGAGAAGAGCGCACCUUCCUGAUUGGAAAUAUGGAAAUCAGGGAGCGUAGGUUGUUCAAUCUCGAUGUACCUGAGAAUCGCCGCUGCUAUGUCAAAGUUAGGGCAUACAUGAGCGACAAGUUCCUGCCCAGUGAGCAACUAGAAGGUGUGGUAAUAAACUUGAUAAACUUGGAGCCUAAGCCUGGCUACUCGUCAAAUCCAAGGGCUUGGGGACGCUUUGACAGUGUGAUAACAGGACCAAAUGGUGCUUGCCUUCCAGCUUUCUGUGAUGCUCAGAGGCCUGAUGCAUAUACUGCUUACGUCACAGCUAUAAUGGGAGGUGAGGAACUGGAAGCAGCCCCCUCAAUGCCAAAAAUGAACCCAAACAUUAUUGGUGUGUCUCAGCCAUACUUAGGGAAGUUAGAUUACCAGCGCUCAGAUCAUGAGGAUCCAGCACUUAAGAAAACAGCUUUCCGAAUCAACCUAGCUAAACCAAACCCUAACAAUUUUGAUGAAACAAAUGGACCAAUCUAUCCCUAUCAGAGAUUAAUUGCAUGUGAAAAUGCACCUGUUGAUGCCAACCACUUUCGCUUUUUCCGUGUCGAAAAAGAUAAAUAUGAGUACAAUGUAGUACCCUUCCAGGAGAGUGACCUCACAUCUUGGACUAGAGACUAUCUUUCCUGGUGGCCAAAUCCACAAGAGUUCAGAGCUUGUUACAUCAAAGUUAAGAUUCAUGGAGCUACAGAAAUCAUAGUAAGGUCAAGAAACCUUGGUGGCACUCAUCCUCAGACAAGAGGUCAGUUGUAUGGCAUUAGAGACAUUCGUAGUACCCGUGACAUAAACCAUCCUAACACCUCUGCUGCUUGUCUUGAGUUCAAGUGCAGCGGGAUGCUCUUUGAUCAAGAUACUGUAGACAGGUCACUCAUUUCCGUCAUCCCACAAGGUAACUGCCGGCGCAUAGGCAUCAACGGUCUCCUACAAGAGUAUCUGAUAAAGCAUCCUCCUGUUCUUCAGAAGAAUGAGUCUCAUGCGUUCAAUAUGUUAGCUCCUGUUGACCCACUUGGACACAAUUAUGGAAUAUACACCGUCACAGACCAGAACCCACGCGUUGCCAAAGAGAUUGCCAUUGGCCGCUGUUUCGAUGGAACUUCAGAUGGUUUUUCCAGGGAGAUGAAGUCAGAUUCUGGAGUGGCACUGACAUUCAGCUGCCCUAAAAGAACUGUGAAUCGUGAGAGCUUAUUCCAGCGCUUGCAAACAAAUCCUGGCCUAACACUAACACAGAUGGCACGGGAGAUGAGGGAGUCCCAGGGACUGCAAGUCAGAAGGGGGUCAACUCAAAUGGUGGCCUACCCUUUUGGCCAACAGGGCGGGAGCCAGAACCGCAGAGCCACAAACACUAACAGAAGGAGAUCUGCACAACCAAGACAGUAGAUGUUUUUUUAGGUGAGUUCUCAGAGCACACCUUUAAAAAAAUAAUUUCAAGAUGUUGAUGAAAAUCAAGUGCAUGCUUUCCAUUCGAAUGCAGGACUUUUGGGUUGAAGAAAGCGAAAAAAAGACUCAAAAAAUUUGCUAUGGAAAUCCCAAACUUGGCCAGCCGGGUGAUAAUGGAUGCUCUGUCCUAAUGGAGCAAAAUCCUUAAAUGAUUUAAACUCUUUUCACUUGUGUAUGGAAAACUGUCCUCUCAUACUUCCUCAAAGUUUACUUUAUUAAUUUGAACAUAACAUAAUUCAUAACAUUUGUUUUAUGAUUAGGCCACAUACUCUACAAGUCCCAUACAGACUGAUUUCAUUUGAUUAUUUCACAUGUCAACUCUUGCUUAUGUUGAGCGUCCUACUUUUAGAUCUGUAGUUAUUGACUUAUUUUCUCUAAUUGAUCAGUGUCUUCCAUUGAUGACAGGCUAAAUUGGCGAGAGUCUGUAUGGGUUGAGGUCAAGUGUGACAGCUGCUAAUCCUUUCAUCAACAACAUAUUCUAAUCUGUUAGAAUAUGACAAUGCAACAUAAAUGCAGUUGCUGUAUUUUCACUCCACCCUACAUUAACAAAAAUCCAAUUGUGUGAUUUAAACAAUUAAUGGACCAUAAAAACACCAUAUGGACCUGCGUGAACUGGACAACUGUGUUAUUUUAGGUACAUUUUGUAGGUAGCAUUACUAAUAGAAUUUCAUUAUGGUAAUUCUGAUUUGAUUUGUCUAAUCCCUUAUGCUUUUACUGUUCUGUAUUGGUUCAAAGCAGAACGUUAAUUUAGUUGAGGUAUUACAGUGCAUGCUUUAAUAGAUGAUGCAAAAGUUUAUUUUGUCUGUGUAUCCAAAGAUGUACAGCUGGCUCAAUGCAGGUAGAAUAUAAACAAUAUGAAAACAAUAUUCUAAAAUCAAAUCUUCAAAGAAACAAAAAUAUACCUAAAAAAAAAAGUAACAAAUUUGUUAAUUGGAAAAAUCAGUCUAAAUAAAGUAAGGUUAACUGAAUAAAUAAUCAAACAGAGAAAUUUACAGUAUAAUAUUUUGGCACAAUUUUUUCUAAAAUUGCAGUUGAACAUAGUUCGCAAAGUUUCUGAGCUAUAACAGAACAACAGUAAUCAGGCAUUAACAGGACAUUUUUUUUCCCAGUCAUAGAAUCAUGAGGAAAUAAGAUAUAUAACUCUAAAACAUUUUUUUAACUGUAAAACACAUUGCUGUAUGCCAAGAACACAUUUAAAAUGACUGAAAAACUUUUUUCUUCGGUCUCAGACAGUCUCACCUGUAAGCGAUGUUAAGUCGUACAUUUGUAACUUGAAUAACUUUGAACUUUUGUAAUUUUGUAAUAUAUCCAGUUAAAGGAACCUUGGUCUUAUAGCAUACUGUAAAUUUCUAUUUCAAAGAUAAGAUGGAGUUUUAGAUGAAUAUGGUGCUAAAAAAUAGUUGGUCUCCAGUUAGCUUUCAAAAGUGUUUGUCCUCGCUUCAACUGUCUGGCUGGUCUUAGGGGGACUUUUCCAGGAAUAUCCUCUGGCAAAAUGUUCAUUGAUAACUCUACCACUACACUACAAAAUGAGAGUUGAAUAGUUGCCUUUGCAGCCUCGGAAAUCUCUUUUCAUGCUUGCUUCACAAACAUUUCACAUACAACAAAUCCUGAAAAUCUAUGCAAAUCAUAUUGUAACUUAUACUGCAUGAAAUUUCCCAUCUUGCAAUCUUGAAAGCCAGUUUUAUGUGUAAAUUGUGGAUUACAGUUUCUGUCAAUUUUACAAGAAUGUAAAUAAACAUCUCCUGUAAACGU
Molecule: messenger RNA, 6545 nt
Organism: Carassius gibelio (silver crucian carp)
Lineage: Eukaryota; Metazoa; Chordata; Actinopteri; Cypriniformes; Cyprinidae
Product: cartilage intermediate layer protein 1-like
Exons: 9
Coding region: 975-4733 (1252 amino acids)
Source: RefSeq, a predicted model, not a curated record